AUGAUUCAUCAGUAUCAUCUCAGCCAAAGUUGUACCAACAACAACAUCACCACCAGCAGAGCCUCUCCCGUGAUGGUGAAUAUCCUUGCCAUGCUGAACCAUCAUCAACGUCGUAGAGAAUUUCAUAGAACUCUUCAUAAUAAUUCUACUGAUGCCGGAGACCAACCAGACUGGUCCUAUUGGGUGGCCAAGGAAUCUACCGAGUCGACUCCAUCAAAUGAAAAAGGUUUGGGAGCCUCACAAAGUCUUUUUGACUUGAUUCUCAACAAGGAUGAACAGUCUAACCUAGCCUCUUCGUACCAACGCAACGAAACUCUUGAAAACUUUUUUGCCUCCCAAACCGAAGAACGCUUGCAAACUGAACAAUUUGAAUCGUUAGAAAGUGCAUUCCAAGAUUUUAAAGAUUUAAUACAGCCUCCUUCAAAGCCUCAGGACUUGAGCCAUUCAUACCCAUUAAAAUAUAAUAGAGAACAGUACCAGGACCUAGAAGAAAGAGUAAGAAAGGAAACUGAUGAAUUACUUAAAGGAUUAACCAAUGAAGAAAUUGACAAAAUUUUAUGGGAUACUCAACUUGCAAACGACAUUCUAAAGCAAAAGAGUUUGAGAGAGCCCAGAAUAUCUCUUUCUAAUUUUGAAAUUAGGAACGAAAUGGAUGCGGAACGAAUGGCUUUGGACCAAUUCCGUCGCGCCUUUAAAGGUUUAAAACAAAGCGAAGAAAAUAUGUCUUAUGUUGAGAGAAAGAUUAAUUUGUUAACAAAAUCAUACUCUUAUCACUUACAACAAAAGAAGAGGGAUCACAUUUUGGAAACAGAGAAAGACAAGAAGGAACAAAUGUAUAAUGUUUUUAAAAAACAAGCCGAUAACAAUCCAGAAGCAUUCAAGACGUUUGCUGACUCUAUCUUGAAGAAACAGACUGUUCCUAUUGACUUUGUCCUUCAAAAUUAUGCAAAUGGUGUAACCGUAGAAGAAAUUACCAAAAUGAUUUUGGCACAAGAAAAACCAGAGCUAGCAAAACCAAGUUACGAAGUCGAUCAUUUUUCAGCCAUUAGAGCGGUAGUUCAAACGUUCAUUGAAGCUAGACAAGAGUAUUGUAGAGAAAUUCUGGGUGUAAAAACUGGAAGAAGACACGCCACUGGUUUCACUCUUUAUGCUGAUAGAGCUGUUAGUAAGGAUGACUCUCUUGGAUAUAUUUUCAAUAGACAUAAGGCCAUCCGUGAUGUGGAUAGAAUUGAAAGAACCAUGUCAAAUCUAGAUGAGAACACUCCAACCAAAGCAGAAAAGGCAAAGCGAGCCGCCAGAACUGCAAGACGUAGAUUGGAAGGACAGAGAUUGGACAAUACAAUGAAAGUCUUCAUGUGGGUAAAGAAGUACAAAAACCAUAUUUUGAAAUAA
Naegleria fowleri is the source of this 1392-nucleotide messenger RNA. RefSeq lists its product as uncharacterized. Lineage: Eukaryota; Heterolobosea; Eutetramitea; Acrasida; Naegleriidae. Bases 1 to 1392 code for a protein of 463 amino acids. The record is from RefSeq and is a predicted model, not a curated record. The transcript has a single exon.